AUGACAAAGGCUGCAAAUCAAGUGUACACCAUUCAACAGCUUAGUCCAGAACAAGUUAACAUUGUCAAGGCUUCAGUUCCAAUAUUGAAAGCUCUGGGUCAGGAACUCACCAAGAACUUUUAUCAGAAAAUGCUCUCCAGUUAUCCUGAAGUAAAGCCGUUUUUCAAUGAAUCUGAUCAAAAACUGUUACGUCAACCCAAAAUUCUUGCAUUUGCAUUGUUGAAAUAUGCCGAAAAUAUUGAAAAUUUGGAACCCUUGACUGGGUUUGUUCAGCAAAUUGUCACGAAACAUGUGGGACUCCAGGUCAAACCAGAACACUAUCCAAUUGUUGGAACUUGUCUUCUCAACACCAUGGAAAAUAUGUUGGGAGAAUUAGCGACACCUGAAUUUCUUCAAGCAUGGGCAACUGCCUAUGGAAACUUGGCUCGGUUGUUGAUCAACGCCGAGGAUACUUGUUACCAGAAACAACCUUGGAACGGGUUCAAGGAAUUCACCAUUGAAAAAAUACAAAAUGAAGCAAGCGAUGUGAAAUCAGUCUAUUUUUCACCAACCGAUAAAAGUGCAAUUGCAACUCCUCAGAGAGGUCAGUAUGUCUGUAUUCGUUGGAAACUUCCAGGGCUGGAGUUUGAAAAGAGUAGAGAGUAUUCUCUUUCUGAAUUUCCAACAGAAAACCAUUAUCGAAUUUCCGUCCGCAAGCUUGAAGGUGGACAGAUUUCCAGCCAUAUUCAUGAACAACUUAAAGUCGGUGACAAAAUCAGAGUAGCUUCACCAGGUGGUAGCUUUACUUAUCAUGAAAAUGACCCAAGUGUGGAAAUGUUGGUUUACGUUGGAGGCAUUGGAAUUACACCACUUGUCAGUAUUAUUGAGCAAGCUCUUUCCAAGGGUCGCAAAGUGAAAAUGUACAAUUCAAAUAGGUCUGAGAGUCAUCGUCCGUUUGGAGAAUGGCUCUCUCAAUUGGCUGCAAAAUACCCAAAUUUUACGGUUACUGAUUUUUACUCAGAUGCUGAAAAUUCCAAUCGUCUUCAAAGCAGUGACUUUGAUUUCAUCGUACCAAACCAAAAAUACGAUGUCUACCUUCUCGGACCAAGCGGCUACAUGCAUUUUGUCAAUGACGAACUCGCAAAAAGAGGAAGUGUAAAUUUCAACAUCUACUCAGAAACCUUCGGGCCAACCGAAGUAUGA
Meyerozyma guilliermondii ATCC 6260 is the source of this 1182-nucleotide messenger RNA. RefSeq lists its product as uncharacterized. The record is from RefSeq and is a predicted model, not a curated record. Lineage: Eukaryota; Fungi; Ascomycota; Pichiomycetes; Serinales; Debaryomycetaceae. Gene Ontology annotation, biological process: nitric oxide catabolic process; cellular response to nitrosative stress. Bases 1 to 1182 code for a protein of 393 amino acids. Gene Ontology annotation, molecular function: oxygen binding; nitric oxide dioxygenase [NAD(P)H] activity; heme binding. Gene Ontology annotation, cellular component: intracellular anatomical structure. The transcript has a single exon.